Messenger RNA from Solanum pennellii, 676 nucleotides. Its product is annotated as stress-response A/B barrel domain-containing protein HS1. Gene Ontology annotation, biological process: pollen tube adhesion. Lineage: Eukaryota; Viridiplantae; Streptophyta; Magnoliopsida; Solanales; Solanaceae. The coding region runs from base 65 to 385 and encodes 106 amino acids. The record is from RefSeq and is a predicted model, not a curated record. The transcript is spliced from 2 exons.
AAGGACCCUUUCCUCUCCACAAUUUUUGCUUCUCUAGUCAAAGAAGAAGAGUGAGAAAAUAGAAAUGGAGGGUGGUAAAGGAGGAGUGGUGAAGCACAUUCUUCUAGCAAAGUUCAAAGAUGGGAUCCCACCUGAACAAAUUGAUCAACUCAUUAAGCAGUAUGCUAAUCUUGUCAAUCUUGUUGAACCCAUGAAGGCUUUUCAAUGGGGUAAGGAUGUGAGCAUAGAAAAUCUUCAUCAAGGUUUCACUCAUGUUUUUGAGUCUACGUUUGACAGUUUAGAAGGUGUUGCAGAGUAUAUAGCUCAUCCUGUUCAUGUUGAAUAUGCAAAUACAUUGCUUCCUCAGCUGGAGAAAUUCCUUAUCAUCGACUACAAACCACAGUAACUCAGUCCCUAAACUGAAUUCACAAAUUGAUGCACUUACAGUAAUCGAUAUAUCUGUUUUACUUUACUGUACUGAAAUCCAAUAAGAACACAAACUUUUCUAAAGUGUGUGUUUUGCUUGUUUGCUAUUACUGUAUUCAUUUCAUAGACGCUAACGCGAGUUAGUUUUGGUCAGCUUGUGCUGUUUUUAAACUCGAGGGAGAAUGUUUUUCGUUCAUCUCUUCCCAGGGUGAAUGAAUGAUGAACAACGUGUUAUAAGUGUAUCAAUAAACUCAAAUUUGUGUUUCCAUUA